GUUUGUUGGUGUCUGAAUUAUAGGUAGUCAGCUGAUUUGGAAUGAAUCUUGAGCGGUAACACGUUUCGUCGACCACGUGAAUCAUUACUAAAUUUUAAUAACCAAUUCUCAAUAAUGAGUAUAUUUAAAGAAAGUGCAUGGGAAACUGACGAAACAGGGGACAAACUGACGAAAGAAUUUUUAUCAGAUAAAAAGGUGGGUCCAAAAGAAAAGACUAGAAAAAACGUAGGAAAGAGGAAGAAAAAGGCGAAAAUUGUACAAUCGGAUACAAACUCUGCAGCAACCACUAAUCAAAAUGAGAGUGGUGUUGAAAAGGUUAAAAAAAAACGCAAAGGUUCUGAGAUUACCAUCGACCAAGAUAUUAUCAAGAAGUGGAAAACAGAAUCAAUGAAACCAAAUAUAUCCAGGGGCAAGACAAAGGAACCUAAAAAUAAUUCCAAAGAAAAAGAAAUUCGGAAUACUGAAACAAAAACGGGUAACAGUAAGGAGCCUGUCUCUACUAAAGGAUCCGUAGCAAAGAUUUCUGACGUGGAAAAAGUUAAUAGCAAAAGAGAAGUUAAUAAUUCUGUCAUACAUUCUGACCAAUGUGCACCGAAUUCAAGUACUUCAGAUGUUAAAACAAAAUCACAAAUUCGAAGACUUAGACGGAAACAGAAAUUAUCACAUAGUACAGCCAUAAUAUCAAAAAUCAACGGAACUGGUGAUGGUUCUAAACAUUUUGGAAAUGAAGUAGAAAAUUCUGUGGGUAAUAUUAGCAGAACUGUAAAUAAAAAAGGUUCAACUAUUACUAAAAAUUCGAAAGACUUGAGGAAAGCACCGUUGCACAUAGAUAAAAUACAUAAACUGCUUGCUGCCAAGCAGGACGAAGCUUCCAAAACUUCGAAUGGAAAUCUUAGUACUCCUAAAUCACUGAGGGACAGAAUGUUGGCUAGACUCAAGUCUUCGAGGUUUAGAUUCCUAAAUGAACAAAUGUAUAACAGUGAAAGCUGGUCAUCCAGGAAAUACUUCAAGGAAGAUCCAGAUGCUUUCACAGCUUACCAUGAAGGUUACAAACUUCAAGUCGAACAGUGGCCUUUGAAUCCUCUUGACAAUAUAAUAUCAUCAAUUAAAAGAAUGCCGAAAGACUAUGUCGUCGCAGAUUUUGGAUGUGGAGAAGCACGGCUAGCUGAAAGCGUUGCACAGAAAGUGCAUUCGUUAGAUUUAGUGGCCAUAAACGACAGGGUAACUGCUUGCGACAUGGCACAUACUUCUCUGCUGACUGCAAGAAUUGACGUUGUUGUCUUUUGCCUCUCCUUGAUGGGCACUAAUCUCGCAGACUACGUAAAAGAGGCAAACAGAGUUCUCAGAAAAGAUGGAAUUCUGAAAAUUGCCGAAGUUGAAAGUAGGUUUGAGGAUGUUGAUGGAUUCGUGAAAACUUUAGGGAGUUACGGAUUUGUUAAUACCUCAAAAGACCUAUCACACAGUUUAUUUUACUUUAUGGAUUUUAAAAAAGAAGCAGACGUCACGAAAAAGCGGAAUAAACUACCUCCUAUAACAUUAAAAGCGUGCUUGUAUAAAAAACGUUAAAUCGGGUCGUAAUAAAUUAUGAACUAUUGCUUAAA
This is a messenger RNA of Athalia rosae (coleseed sawfly), 1601 nucleotides long. RefSeq names its product ribosomal RNA-processing protein 8. Lineage: Eukaryota; Metazoa; Arthropoda; Insecta; Hymenoptera; Athaliidae. The record is from RefSeq and is a predicted model, not a curated record. The transcript has 4 exons. Gene Ontology annotation, biological process: regulation of transcription by glucose; cellular response to glucose starvation; rDNA heterochromatin formation. Gene Ontology annotation, cellular component: nucleolus; rDNA heterochromatin; chromatin silencing complex. The coding region runs from base 115 to 1566 and encodes 483 amino acids. Gene Ontology annotation, molecular function: methyltransferase activity.